Molecule: messenger RNA, 2805 nt
Organism: Chelonoidis abingdonii (Abingdon island giant tortoise)
Lineage: Eukaryota; Metazoa; Chordata; Testudines; Testudinidae
Gene: OLFML3
Product: olfactomedin like 3
Biological process (GO): signal transduction
Source: RefSeq, a predicted model, not a curated record
CUGCGAGACUGGGGCUGAGGCAUGUGUAGCAUAUCCCUGGGAGAACCAGGCACAAAGGAGUGAGUCACUCAGCCAAGACCCCCCAGCAAGGCUCUGUGGUAAGGAUUGUGCUCCAGCCUAAAGCACACAGGUGUGGUGCAUGCAUGUGCCAUGCCUAGACAGACUGAGCCCCGUCCCAGCGUAGCCAUGGGGCGAUGGGAAGAGCUAAAAUCAGCAGCUAACCUGCACGUUGCAUAAACUGAGCAAUGACAGUAACUUGUGCUUAGCCCUCUGGAGCCUGCCUGCCAACCUCCUGAGAAGCCGGGCAGCAUCAAUGCUUGGGAAAGCCAAGUGGGACUGUGGUGUAGUCUUUUGCUGCAGCUGUUUCUAUCCCUGGCUCCCAGACCACGAAGGGGUUAAGGCACUUGGAGCUGUUUUCCUUUGGCACCAAGCAGCCCCUCUUCUGAGCCAUCUGGAUUUAAUAAAGGCCAGCGAAUGAGGCAGCGUUCCGCCCCCAGGAACUGUCCAAACAUUCCAAAGCCGUGAGCUGGAGCCCAGCUCAGAGCCCACCCUGCUAGGCAGAGCAGAGCUGCCUUCCCAGGCCAGCCAUGGCCCCGAGACUCAGCUUCCUCCUUGCCCUGCUCCUGGCAGGGGCCAUCAGCGCUCAGCAGCAGCAGUUCAUGGAGUACAUGGAGAGGAGAUUUGGUGCCUUGGAGGAAAGGAUUUCCCAGUGGCAUGACCAGAGCAGCCGCUACUCCACUGAGCUGCGCGAGUUCAAGAGCAAGGUGAUCACAAUGCUGGAGAACAUGGAGAAGGAGCAGGACAGGCUGCGCACGGAGGUGGAGAACACGGCAGUGCGGGUGGACCGGCUGGAGCGCGAGGUGGACUAUCUAGAGACGCAGAACCCCGUUCCGUCCUGUGUGGAGGUGGAUGAGAAGCUGAUGGAGAACCAGGUCUCCACAGCCAAGAAGAGGAAGAACGAGAAGUAUGAUAAGCUGACAGAUUGCAGUGACACUAUCUCCCAGGUGAAAGCCAUGAAGAUCCUGAAGAAAUUUGGCAGCAGUGCUGGGCUGUGGACCAAGGACCCUGUGGGAAGCUCGGAGAAGAUCUAUGUCUUUGAUGGCUCCAGAAAUGACACCGUCUAUGUGUUCCCCAGGAUGAGAGAGUUUACGCUGUUUUCCGCCACGCGGAAGGCAGCCCGCAUCAAGCUGCCCUACCCCUGGGUAGGCACUGGGCACCUGGUAUAUGGGGGGCAUCUCUACUACAUUCGGCAGCAGGGCACCUUCCAGGUCAUCAAGUUCAGCUUGGCCAAUAAGACCAUCGUGGAUAGCUCCGUGUUCCCAGCUGAAGAGCAGGUACCUGUCUUUGGCCUCUCUGCCUUCAACUACAUCGACAUAGCAGCUGAUGAGGAAGGGCUAUGGGCCAUCUACGCCACCAGGGAGAACGAGAAGAACAUCUGCCUGGCCAAGUUGGACCCCAUCUCCCUGGACAUAGAGCAGAUGUGGGACACGCCAUGCCCACGGGAGAACGCUGAGAGUGCCUUUGUCAUCUGCGGGGCACUCUAUGUGGUGUACAACACGAGGCUGCCCAGCCGCUCCCGCGUGCAGUGUGUCUUUGAUGUCAGUGGCGCCAUGACGCCCGAGGAUGCUGCCUUGGUGUACUUCCCCAAGCGCUAUGGGUCUCAUUCCAGCAUGAAGUACAACCCCAAGGAGCGGCAGAUCUAUGCCUGGGACGAUGGCUACCAGAUCAUCUACAGGAUGGAGAUGAAGAAGAAACUGGAGAUCUGAGAGGGGCCGACCCGGCCCUGCACCUUGCUCUGCCACCCUGCCUCACGCUGAGCGGUGCCUGGCCUGUGCAGUCCGCAAGUGCCCAGCCUGCCUCAGGGUGGCAGAGUCAGUUCCUCAGAGCUAACGCAAGGGCCACACACCCACCACUGCUCCCGUCUCUCCAUGACUGUGAACGGUGCUGCAGCUCCCCGGCCAGCCCGGCCGCUUGACUGAGACUCUCCAGCUCACUGCAGCAGGGCCCCAUGGCACCAGCCAUGGGAUCCCCUGCUCACUUGGGCAGUAAGGGGGCAGCCACAGGCAGACAGCAUGAACCCCAGGGACGCAGGGAGCCGUUACUUCGUUGGGCAUCAACUCACAGCAUCAGAAAGUUUGGGGUUAUUUAACAGGGUUUAAAAUAAAAAGCUUCAAGGAGCUGUCACCAGCAGGUGGGCUUGGCUGGAGCCCUCAGAGAGGGAGCUGUGCGCAGGGCCUCCCUGGGCGAAGGCAGCUCACACUUGGCCUGCAAUGGUGCACUCCUAUGCUGUUCCACAGAAGGGCCUUUCUCUCUGUUGGGGGUGGGUUCAGCAGUCUGAACAUCAUGCUGAAGUUUUUCUGGCACUCUCACAGCUAUCAGUGAGGCGUGACCUAGAGCAGUACCCACCAUGCCAUGCCCCACACUGAGUGUGAACAGCCACCUCCUGUUUGAUUUUAGAUAAAUUCAUCCAGCUACAGGCUGCAGACCUAAUUCCACCUUGGUGUGCCUAGAGACUUUGCACUGAACAUGCGGUGGCUCAGUUCCUGCUAAGAUACUGUUGUGCCCCCUCGAAACACAAGGCAACCUGCUUUCUUCCCCCGUUUGUAUGGACUAGCUUGUCUCCCACAAACACUGUCGCUGCACUUUGACUGCAUUAGUAAUCCACCCACACAUUCCCCACCUCCGAGAAGGGUUUUGGAGUGGGACUGCAGCGCGGGGAAUGCUGUUAGAGCCAGAGCACAAACCCCAGCUCCUCAGGAUGCAGGCAGCCAAAGGAAAUCUUGUGUAAUAAAGGAUUUUCCACUC